Messenger RNA from Rhineura floridana, 6009 nucleotides. It is a transcript of the gene ZBTB12, whose product is annotated as zinc finger and BTB domain containing 12. Bases 1422 to 2951 code for a protein of 509 amino acids. Gene Ontology annotation, biological process: regulation of transcription by RNA polymerase II. Lineage: Eukaryota; Metazoa; Chordata; Lepidosauria; Squamata; Rhineuridae. Gene Ontology annotation, molecular function: protein binding; RNA polymerase II cis-regulatory region sequence-specific DNA binding; DNA-binding transcription factor activity, RNA polymerase II-specific. The transcript is spliced from 4 exons. The record is from RefSeq and is a predicted model, not a curated record.
UCCCACUCCCUCUUCUGUCACACAAAUCAAGCAACAUUUUUCAGCAGCAGCAGCAAAUUUCUCAAGAGCCAACUAAGAACUAAAUUUUAGAAAACGAUUAAAAGACCAGGAAAACAAAAAAUUACUUGGAAUAAAAUACCAUCAGAUCUGGGACCUGGUGAAGGGGAAAGAGUUGCAUAGCCCAGGAGUCACCCUUGUCCAUACUAUUGAGAAAAAGUCACGCGUCACUGUAAGAAGAAAAAGCCAGAUUCUUUCUGACUACACAAAGCAUAAAGAGGCAUUUCUGGGAAAUUUUACUUCUUCUUGAGACACUUGAUACUUGAAACUAGACAUCACUCGGAGUCCUGUGUCCAGUUCUGAGAAAUGCAAGAAGGAUAUCAACAAACUGCAACAUGUCCCAGUAGAGGGUAACAAAGAUGGUGCGGAAGACCCAAACCAAGGGGUUCAAAUAACAAGGAAAAGGAUUUCAGCUAAACAUUGUGAAGAAGUUCCUAACUCUAGGAGCUGUUCACAACAGGGAGAAAGCUUGCCUUGGAAAGUGAUGUAAUCCCCUUCAUCAGAGAUUUUGAAGCAGAUGUUGCAUGGCCACAUCUCAGGGAUGCUGCAGCAGUGGAUUUCCUGCAUUACGAGGAGAUUGGACUAGAUGACCCUUGAGACUCCUUCCAACUCUUUGAUUCUAAAUUGCUGUACAUUGCCCUGAUAUUGCAAUCUAUUUAUUGUGGUGGUUGUUAUAUGUCCUCAAGUCGAUUAUGACUUAUGGCAACCCUAUGAAUCAGUGACCUCCAACAGCAUCCUAUUAACAACUGCAUAUAAUUAAAAAUAAUAAUAAAUACAUGUUCAAACAACAGAACUAAGCAAUUAGACUGAACAUGACUACCCCAGUCUCAUCUUAAAAUAUUCCUGGCCUUCCCCACUUCCUUUCUGCCCCCCUUUUUAUGUCCUCAUUUCAUCUGCUUUAACUUCUUACACCAACCACCUCCCCAUUCCAUUUCCCCAAAUUCUCUGCCCCAUCUCAGUUCUGAUUUUUGUCUUUUUAGCUUGUAAUUUGUAAUUUUUAAGUGCAGAAAUGUGUGUGUGUGUACACGUCACAACAACGGAGUCAGUAAGAAAACUGGCAACCAUAGUGUCAACUCACAGACAGGGUUGAAUUGUUUUAAUCCUAGCAUGGAUCCCGAGGAGUUUAUAGACGUUUCCUAUUGACAGCUGGAAAUCCAACAUGGAAUGUUGUUACAGAGAUGAGAAAAAGCUGUAGCUGGUGAAGACUCAAGAGCCAUGGCAGAAACAAAAAAAGUGGCAACGCUUCAUUGUAAUUCGAUGUCCCCUAUCAGUGGCUCUCCAACCUCCUGCCUUCAGCUGCCUGCCCUCUCUGUUUCUUCCCUUCCACACACAGUCUGACGCUCUUCUCCAUUCUGUAAGAACUGAUGGCAUCUGGUGUUGAGCUUCUUCGCUUCCAGCUUCCCGGCCAUGAGGCGGCUACCCUGCGCAACAUGAACCAGCUCCGUUCUGAGGAGCGCUUUUGCGAUGUCACCAUUGUGGCUGACAGCCUCAAGUUCCGCGGCCACAAGGUCAUCCUGGCUGCCUGCUCCCCUUUCCUGAGGGACCAGUUCCUCCUCAACCCUUCCUCCGAGCUCCAGGUGUCGCUCAUGCACAGCGCCAAGAUCGUAGCUGACCUCCUUCUCUCUUGCUACACUGGCGCCCUGGAGUUUGCCGUCAGAGACAUCGUCAACUACCUGACAGCGGCUAGCUACCUGCAGAUGGAGCAUGUGGUGGAGAAGUGUCGGAAUGCCCUGUCCCAAUUCAUCGAACCUAAAAUCAGCCUGAAGGAAGAUUUAGCGAAGUUUGGAGGCCACCGAAGGUCCAAGUCCCCCAGCGUAGUGGGCUGCUCCACCUCCUCCCGCAAAGAACACUCCCGCAAGAGGUCCAUGCCACGACCCAUCAAGCUGGAGUUCCCGAUGGAGGAUGAUCUGGAGAUGAAGGCGGAGGAUGAGGAUGAGGAGCAGGAAGACGAUUACGGGGAUGACGAUGCUGUCUCUGAUAUCUGCAUUGUGACGGUGGAAUCCGCCAUGGAGGUGGCCCAGCGGCAGAAGAAACACCAGGCAGGCACCACUUGGAGCAAAGAUAUGUCUCCCCAACAAAGCUGGAACAAAGAAACUUCUCCCCAGCAAGCUUGGGGCAAAGUGUCUUCACCUCCGCCAGGGUGGAACGAGGAUGUGUCUGGAGACCAGGAAGAACCUCAAGUCAACUCAACAGUAGCAGAAGCCUUGGGGUCCCCUCCGGAAUCGACACCAGAGAAGUCCCAGCAGGGGGUGGUGAAGGCUUCCUAUAGCCUCUCUGAGGAUGCUGAGGGUGAAGGGCUCCUGAUCAUUCCUGGUGGAAGCUACUUGGAGGAGACCAGCGAGGCUGCGGCUGUUGCCGCUGAGUGCCAGAGCAGCGGUGCUGGCGGCGGUGGUGGUGGUAUGGGACUGGUGCUAGCUGGACUGAGUGGGCGCCCCUUCUCUACCUUUCCCUCUGCAGGGAGAGGUGGAGGUUCCGGGACGCCGGGGGGAGGGAGUGGUGUCUCAAGGAUAAUCCGCUGCACCAAGUGUGAGGAGGUAUUCCAAGGGGUGGAGAAGCUUGUCUUCCACAUGCGGGCCCACCACUUCAUCUUCAUGUGCCCGCGCUGUGGCAAGCAGUUCAACCACAGCAGCAACCUCAACCGGCACAUGAACGUCCACCGUGGGGUGAAGUCGCACUCCUGCACCAUCUGUGGGAAGUGCUUCACCCAGAAGUCCACACUCCAUGACCACAUGAACCUCCACAGUGGCGAGAGGCCAUACCGCUGCUCCUAUUGCGACGUCCGCUUCGCUCACAAGCCGGCAAUACGCCGCCACCUCAAGGAACAGCACGGCAAGACCACAGCUGAGAAUGUCAUGGAAGCCAGCGUGACCGAGAUCAAUGUCCUCAUUCGCUGAAGGAGGAGGCGGCGGUGGCGGCGGUGAUGACGACAACGCCACAGCGGCGGGAAUUGGAAAGGGAAGGGCACUCCUGAGCUCCAAGGGAGGGAAGUGGGGCGUAGUGGUUAGACUGUAGGGGCGGCAAGCCAGGAACUCCUUGAGGUAUGAUUUGGGGCGGGGGGAUAGGGUUAGUGUCUAGUAUUGAUAGAGGGAUGGAACUCCUGGAUUCUUUGGAAGGGGAGGUGGGAGGGAAAUAGUGGAUUAGAAAAGCAUAGGUCAGAUGGGAAGCAGGGCUCCUAGAUUGUCUGAGAAUUGAAGGGUGGGGAUCUUGUUAGUCAGAGGAUGGGGCUGUGCGGAUACAGGAUUGCUGGGAUCUGUUCCCUUCUUUCACAGCCCCUAUCCCUUUGUCCUUUGUGCCCAGUUACCAGAAACUGCUACCUCUUUUAUAGGCUGAUCCUAUCUCAGCAGCCAAAGAACUGGAAAAGGCCUUUGAAAGCAACAUGGUGUCAGUAGGGAGGGGGAAAUCUCUCUGAUCCUGCUUAAGAGGCAGCAAGUACUGCUGCCUCUGACCUUGUCUCCUCUGUUCUUCAAUAAUUGCUCUGAGGUGGGGGUGGGGGUGGCAGCAAAUUUGCCCAGGAGCCUACAGACGAGCUCUGUUGUGGUCCAAAGCUCCCGGGUGACUGUAGCAGUGAAAGGGAAGUUGGCAGCAAUCUGGUCUCACCUGUCAAUUCACCCCUAGAUUCAGACUCCUCCUCAAAAAAAGAAAAAAAGGGGGGAAGGCAAACAUUUGAGCAGCCAGAGUCUCUACUGUGUAGUUUGACUUCAGAAGCAUGCUAGUUUUGGUUAGUGGGGUGCAUUUUAUCCAAAUACUGAAAAGCCAGUAAUUUUGUGGGAACUAUUAGGAGGGGGAGCAGCAGGGCUGAGUUAUUCUGCAUCUCCACUGUGCAAGUGUGGAAUUGCAACCUUCAAGACUUUUUUUAAAAAAACAAAAAACUUUUAACUUAGGGACUUAAAAGAAGUUUCUAGUCCUUAUGGCUUUGAAUGUGGGCUUGAAAUGUGAUAGCAGCAGUGACUGAAAGCUGGAAGAGCACCAAGCAGGACUUCCAGGUCAAAUUUUAUUGCCUCUUCCAAUGGCUAGCAGAAGCAGAAUGAAUGAUGCAAAGAUGAGCCAAUAAAGCUCUUUAUUUUGCAUAGGCUGCUCAGGUCACAUGGUUUGGCUUUUCUUGGUGCAAAAUCUAGAUUGACUUCUUUUUUUUGAAAGUACAGAGAGUAAACAUAUCCCUGGGAAGAGGGAAAGUUGUUGGUGCUAAGCAACUGGGACUUGGAACUCCUUUAGGAUCUACUGCCAGUCAGCCAGAGAUUUGUGGAUAGAUCCUCCUCUACCGUGUGGCCUCCAUCAGGCUAAUGCUGUAAGCCAAAAUUCUUGGUUCAGGUCUCACUUCUGUUACAAAUGCAUUAAGGUCGCACUCCUGUGUGCCUUGCCCUGGGAGUAAGUGCUGUGGAAGCAGCAGCAUUUAUUUCUGAAGAAUCAUGCUUAAGAUUGAACUGCACAUGGCUUUCAGUCGGCCUCAAGAUGGGAGGGAGGACAGGAUUGUAAGAACUGAGACAGCUCUUCCUUGUAUUGAACCACUUGAUUGGCAACAAGGAAUUGCAGGCUGGCAGAGAAGGGAUGGGUUGCUUCAUCCCUCCUCUGGGCCUAAUAGAGAAGCCCAAGUGGGUUGCCAGAAUUCCCUCCUAAGAACUCAGCAUAAUAAUGCAGUGGGCUGUUGCAGGAGGAACAGAGCUUUCUAUCCCUCCUCUCCCAGCCCCUGUCAAGCUGGUAAAACUGUUUGCAGGCCAGUAACUUUUGUGCACUUGUUUUCAGUGGAGGCGAAUCAACACUCCAAAAAAGAAAAGAAAAAGCACUAUAUAAAUACAAGAGUAUUGUUAUAUUCUUGUGGCUUCAGUCCAGAAAAGGGCAAGCAAGGCACAUUUAUAUGGGCCAUUGCAGGGCUGGCCCAAGACCUUUUUCUACCUUAGUUGAAGCAGCAAACAGCCCCCCCUCUAAAUAAAGGUACAUAAUACCCAAGACCAGCCAAGGUAUUUUGGCAUUUGGGGCCAAAAAUCCCACAAGUAACUUUUUCUGUGGCAGUAAAAAAACAAUAAUAACUAACAACGUGCUGGCUUUUCAUGAUGCCCAAAAUCUGUUGUCUCACUCUGCCUAACAAUAGGGAUGGCCCCGAGUAUGUAGGAAGCUGCCCUAUACCAAGUGAGACCACUGGCCUACCUAGCGCAGUACUGCCAACAGUGAUGGUCAGCGGCUGUCCAGGGAUCCAGACAGAGGACGUUCCCUGCCCUAGCCGGAGAUGGAACCUGGAAUCUUUUGCAUGCAAAGCAGAGCCUCUACCACUUAGCUGUGGCCCUUCUUUGUUUCCACUUCUGCAGAGCAUUAUUCAGCACUAUAUAUAUUUUGGAUAGACAGACACACACACCCACGCACACCAUGAAAAACUGGAUCCUGCAACCCAUACAGAAUGUGCGCAGAUAUGUCUUUAUAUUUGAUCAUUUAUUCUGCUAAUGAAUAAAAGGUGAUGGGAUUUGGUGAGAUAGAGCCUGGUACUGAAUCCUUUCCCAUGAGAGGACCUAUUGAAUGCCUGCUGUGGUUUCUGAGAUCUCAGUGUGAGCAUUGUCCAUACAUGUUCAAGAAUGUCACUUUGCAGCCUUAAGGACUAGAAACGUUCUUUUAAAUAAUAAUAAUAAUGGGAACUGAAAUUCUCAGGAUACUGCAUUCUGUACAUGGUACCAAAAUGUCAGCUUGCACGGCAUACUCACAGUCCUGGAAAUGGUCCCAGAGGCAGUGGGGUAUGGGAGAAUUUUCUCCUUGAGACGGUAUUUGCUCUGAUCUCUAGACCCAAAAACUAGGAUCUUUUUUUUUCUCAUUUAAACCUUUUUCUAAAAAUAAAUAAAUAAAAACCACUAUAAUUUUGUUGUUGCUGUUUACUGUUGGGACUGGAUUUCAGAAGGGGAAGAGGAGCUAGAUUCCUGGGCCCUGUAUUCAGUUCUGUCUGGUGGGUACCCUCGACUGAAAAAUCAUAAU